AGUAAAAUCCACCGGAAAUUAACCUGUUGCCUUUGUUCUUGGGACCAUGGGAAAUUCGUAGACGCCAUUUUGUUUCCAAAUUCUUGUGAUCCUUUCAUACUUUCAGUUUUAAAACCGGUGUAAAAUGUUCAUAUGCAUAAGUCAUUAAUAAGUAUUGAUGUGGAGCAUUCGUUAAGCCAUUAAUAUGGCCAAAUCCAACACAACUCUUGCCAGUCUUUGGGAUGAUGGACAGUCUAGUCCUAUUAAGAUAAUCCACACUACACCUGUCAAGAUGGAGCAAGGGGGAGAACUUCAGCAUGAAAUUGUUCAGUUUUACAAGACUUCUGGAUUAGAAUCAAUGGCAAAAGAGCAUGGUAUAAUGGAUGCUAAUGGUGAAUUGUCAGGAUUGUCUGGACCAUCAUCCAAUAGAACAGGCAUGCAGACAAUGAUUGUGACUGUUCCAAUGUCUCCACACAAAUCAUCCCCGUACAGAGCCACAGAAUACACUCCAAGGGUCAUACAUACGCAGAGUGUUCUCACAACUCAACAGCAGCAGCAGCAGUACAUGCCAGGGUCUCCACACAUGAUCACAGCCGCCUCCAGCCCUCACACCCCAGUGUACCAGAACCGCAAACGACAGAGCGACAUUAUCAUUGAGCACGAGUACUCUGAAGGUAAAAGAUCAAAAAAGGGUGAGAAAGGUGGAAAAGGUCUCCGUCAUUUCUCCAUGAAAGUCUGUGAGAAGGUGCAGAAGAAGGGGGUGACCUCCUACAAUGAGGUGGCAGAUGAGCUGGUGGCAGAGUUCAGUGACCCAAGGAACAUCAUGUCACCACAGGAUGCACAAUAUGAUCAGAAGAACAUACGGCGUCGUGUGUAUGAUGCCCUGAACGUUCUUAUGGCGAUGAACAUCAUCUCUAAGGAGAAGAAGGAAAUCAGAUGGAUUGGCCUGCCCACAAAUUCUGCUCAAGAAUGUCAAAACUUAGAGUUGGAGAAGCAGAAGCGUUUGGACAGAAUCAAGCACAAGACUCAACAAAUUCAGGAAUUAAUUUUACAGCAAAUUGCCUUCAAGAACCUUGUACAGCGAAAUCGUGAGCUGGAGCGGACACAAGGACCACCCGCACCUAACUCUGCCAUCCAGUUGCCAUACAUCAUCGUUAACACAAGCAAGAAAACUGUAAUAGAUUGCAGUAUAUCCAAAGACAAAGACGAAUAUCUGUUCAAUUUCAACAACACGUUUGAGAUACACGAUGAUAUUGAGGUACUCAAGCGAAUGGGAAUGGCCUAUGGGUUGGAAAAAGGCCAGUGUUCUAAAGCAGACCUCCAGAAGUGUAUCAACAGUGUGCCAAAGGCUUUGGAGCCGUAUGUCAUGGAUCUGGCAAGAGGCAGCAUGGCAAAUGCAGGUCCCAGCGGGAUACGACCGGUCACUGGAGGCCCUCCAUCUUCACACCAUUCAUAUGCCCAGUCUCACAGCAGUUCCACGCAGCACCUCAGCGCCCUGCAUUCGAGCAACAGCAACAGCAUGGACGCCAGCGACUUUGAGGUUGCCAUGGCAACCGGCAGCCAAUCUGUUGUAUCCAGGGAACCGAGCCUUGGCUCAUCCUCUUACUCUGAUAUUCACUCGAGGGUUAUUGAGACGCCGUCGGACGAUUUUUCAGACGAUGACUAUGAUGAGUCCAGUCCGAUUGAAAUACUGAGCUAGUGCCUGAAUGUGUGAUGUCCACUGGUGUGAAGAUUGUGUUUAUGGAUUUGCAAACAUAAAUCAGGGAUUUGAUACAUUGUUUGAGGUGGUAUCUGCAGGGCUUAGGAUUUGCUGGCGGAGAUGAAGUGAUGUUGAUUGUUCAUGAAUGAUGGAGCACUGGUUGUGGUCAGAGAUGUAACUGUAUGUGAUUACCAGGUUUGGGUUUCCUUUCUUGGUCUUUAUGGGCAGCUUAGUUGUCAGGGAUAUUGAGGCUGUGAUGUAGAGAAAUGGAAACGGUGAGGUACAAGGACAAUAGAGGAUUGAAAAAAUCCAAGUGGCUUGGUUCACAAAUUCUAGAGUCAGGUUUCAGAAAGUGUUUAACUGAUCGAAAAGAAUUUACCACACUUUGUGUACAAAUGUGUCGGUUUUUUGUUGCACUGGUGAUUUGACUGCAGGGAAAGCUGUACAUAGUGAAAGAAAUCAAUAACUUUUUUAUUAUAUUUUCGUAUAUGAAAGUUACCAUUUGUGAUAGCGCUAAUAUUGUUGUAAAUGGCAUUUGCAUUUAUUGCCAAACAUUGAUGUUUUAAGUAAUGUGCAGCUUAUAGUGGUUAAAGUUUACAACAAUUUUGCCUUGUUUAUUUUUUAGAAACCAACUCUGUUUGAAAAUUAUUUAUCCUCGAUAACCUAAAUUAUAUAAUUUUAUAGUGUUAAAGAAUGGUAUCAAUAUUUCUCCUUAUUAACUAUUGAUUAAGCCAUUUUGUUGAACAAUCGCUCAUAAUUAUACAAUUAGACAAUUUUACAGGAUUUAACACGGCAUUUAUAUAUAGCCAUAAAAUUGAAAGUUUUUUGUUUUUAAUUGACGUGAUGAAAAUGCAAUUUACAAGAAGAAACUUUUUCGAAAUGAAGAGCAAGAACACCUUUAUAAUUGAUAUGUUUUUUGCUUUAUUAUUUUUUGCUUUGAUUUAGCCAAUGUAUUUUUUUCGUUUUAUUACUUAUAAACCACUUCAACUGUGUUCAUUUGUUUCAGGAUAUUUGGCUUGUAUUUGUGUCAUAUUUCCCAUAGAAAUCCCAUGUGUUUGUUUUUAAAAUCCUAAAUGCAAAAAGAAAACAAGCAAAUGAUGAAACAAGGAUUUCAAGAAUUAACAUGAUGCCGGCAUUUAAAUCAAAAAUAUAUUUUCGGAUGUGUACUGUAUGAUGACUUUGGUCUGUGAUGUUUUAUUUGAUGAACAGUUGAUGUAUACAUAUAUACUUAACUUUGUUUAUGACUUUUGCAUUCAGUUAUUGUUAUGAAACUUAGACAAUUUACACAAUUGUAAUAAGAUCAACACUGGAAAGGAUGCACUCUCUGAGGUAGAGUUGAGAUUCAAAAUGAACACUGUGUCUUCCUUCUUUGUUUUGCUACCAUGGAGUGGGGGGCACCAAUCAUUGCACUUGCCAUUCCAUCGUUAUGUAAGUAUGUCCCAAAGAUUGUGUUCUUAACUUCUCUUUACUGGAUGGAAUCGGUUCAAACUUUCACAGUUAAAGCAUCUUAAUGUGUAGAUGAUGGUUUAAAAAAAAAUGGCUGCAAGGAGAACACAUAAAAAUAUGUCAUUUAGUAUGUUUUUUCAACAUUCAAUAUGUAGUCCCUGGCUUGUGUUUUCCACUUAUCUUUUACUACCGCCUGGAUAUUAUUCAAACUUUCACAGUCGAACAACCUUUAUAUGGAGAUGAUAGUAAAGAAAGGAAAUUUGGCUUCAAGGAGUUUUGGCAGGAUUAUAACUAGGGCUGUAACGAAUACACUAGGUGACGAAUACGAUACGUAUCACGAAUACAGGGUGGCGAAUACAUAUAUUUAUUUGCAAUAUGAAUUUAAAUGAACAAAAGUAAUACAGACAACUUUACAUGGCAUUAUAUAGUAUGAAACUAUAAGUAUCUGUCAAUUCGAUUAAUUGAGUAUCAUUGCAUACCGAAAAUAUGAAAUAUAACACUUUGAAAUAACCAAACACUGACUAUCACUGCUUAAACUUUGAACACAGUUUUGAAACUUUUGAGAAAACAUGACUAGUACCAAUUAAAUCCUUGAGUAGAACAAUUAAGAGUCAACUGUUGACACAUAAGUGACAGUACCCAUUCACAUUUUUUUAGUUGAUAAGUUGCACAAUCAUUGUCGUAAAGAUAAACAAAAAAGAAAUUCCAUCUGCCAAUCCUUUUGUGUAUGUUUGAGCAUCAAAUCAUCCGUAUUUACCUAGAUAAACAUUAAACAACCAUGGAAAGAUUUUGAAACUCAAUGUAAAUAUUCAAUCGGUGCCCGCCAUUUUUGUUGAUAAUCUCACUGUGUAACAUAGUGGGUGGGGUAAACAUGAUGAAAAACGCCAGAAUAAGAAGAAAAACAUUUAAAUAUAGGGGUUUAUUGUAUGAACCUUCAUUUGCAAGGUAAGAUAAGAUGAUUAAACAUAAACUUUCAAACUCGAAACCACGUUGUUUGUAUUCGUCAAAUAUUUGGUUCGGGAGGUGGCGAAUAAAGAAUACAAUUCGUCCACAGCCGUAUUUGAGUAAUUCGAAUGUAUCGUUAAAGCCCUAAUUAUAACCUUUUUGCCUUUUUAUUCUACUUAUUAAUGGGCCAUGCUCUGUGAAAAAAGGGGUUUAAUGCAUGUGCAUAAAGUGUCUUCCCAGAUUAGCCUGUGCAGUUUGCACAGGCUAAUCAGGGAUGACACUUUCUGCUUUUAAGGUAUUUUUCGUUUGAAGAAAGUCUCUUCUUGGCAAAAAUCUAGUUUAGGCAGAAAGUGUCGUCCCUGAUUAGCCUGUGCGGACUGCAUAGGCUAAUCUGGGAUGACAGGUGAUGCACAUUCAUUAAACCCCCUUUUUUCACAGAGCGUGGCUCAAAUAUUGUAGUCUGAGGACAUUUUUAACUCGUUAUCAAACUACUAGGUAAAUAUCACUCAGACUUUAAAAGUUAAAUGGCCAUAAUAUAUAAUGAUGUUAAAGAAAGGAAUUUUGACUGCGAACAGUUUUGGCUGAAUUAUGGCUAUUUGUAUAUUUGUCUUCUGUCGAAUAUUAAAUAGAGUUGUUAUUGCCAAAAUGUGUCGUCGGGGCUGUAGUUUCUGUGACAUUUCUUAUCAUGAUCAACAAAGAUGAUUGCUGGUUUAAUUGUUAUUAUUGCAUAAACAUACUAAUUAUACUUUAGGGAAAAAUGUGUCUUAUAAUUACUCUUUCUAUGAAAUGUAGUUGUUAAUGAUGUCUUUUUUAUGAUAGAUUGGUUUAAUGAUACAUUUACAGUUUUUCGUAGUAUCACUUUGCGUAUAAUACAAAUAUCGUGGUUAUAUUUAUAUAGAAUAUUUCACUUAGGAUUUUAAAUUUGUCAUUGUAUAUACUUCUGCACAAAUGUUCUGUGUGCUUUACACUAACAUAAAAUCAUGAGCUUAUUGAUGUUUGGUAAGUAGUUGAGUUGAUGCAGUAAAAUUCUUUCAAUUCUUGUAUUCCCCUGUGCUUUGCUAUAUGAAUCUGCAAAUUUUGAUCUCAAAUCUCCAUUAUGUAAAAAUGAGCAUCCACACUUUCAUUGGGGAAACAACACUGUAUAAACCUUUCAAUGAUUUUAUGAGCCACAACGUACGUUUCAUUAAUUUGCAUAAAACAUUUUUAUUGACACACAAUUAUUGUUUGAGUUGCACAUUUCAUUUUACCGAAUGAUUAACUGGACUAGGAUUGAGUGAUUUUUAUACGCCCGUUUUUUAAAACAGGACGUAUUAUAGUUUCACCCUUGGCGGGCGGCGUCCACAGUAGUGUCCGCUCUCUAAUUCAAAUAGUUUUUAUCCGAUCUUCACCAAACUUGGUCAGAAGUUGUGUCUAGACAAUAUCUAUGUCAAGUUCGAAUAUGGGUCAUGUCGAGUCAAUAACUAGGUCACGGGGUCACUUAGUGCAGUUCAAGGAUUAAGCAUGGUGUCCGCUCUCUAAUUGAAGUAGUUUUCAUCCGAUCUUCACCAAAUUUGGUCAGAAGUUGUGUCUAGAUGAUAUGUAGGUCAAGUUCAAAUAUGGGUCAUGCCGGGUCAAAAACUAGGUCACGAGGUUACUUAGUGCAUUUCAAGCAUUUAGCAUGGUGUCCGCUCUCUAAUUGAAGUAGUUUCCAUCUGAUCUUCACCUAAUUCGGUCAGAAGUUGUGUCUAGAUGACAUGUAGGUCAAGUUCGAAUAUGGGUCAUGCCGGGUCCAAAACGAGGUCACAUAGUGCAUUUCAAGCAUUUAGCAUGGUGUCCGCUCUCUAAUUGUAGUUUUCAUCUGAUCUUCACCAAAUUUAGUCAGAUGUUACAUCUAAAUGAUAUCUAGGUCAAGUUCAAAUAUGGGUCAUGCCGGGUCAAUAACUAGGUCUCGAGGUCACUUAGUGCAUUUCAAGCAUUGAGCACGGUGUACAAAACCUUCGAACGGGCGUAUCUUGUGACAGUUUGGCACUCUUUAAGAGCAGCAAUUUAUACAGUUAUUUAAGAAAUAAGAUCACUUGAAGUAUGAGCACAUUGGGCAAGUGAGAUUUUAUCACUAACGUGUCACUUUUAAAAUCUGGUGUUCAUGGCCCUUUCAUUUAAGUGCAAGUAGUUACAUUUUUAUAUCAUACUCAGCAUUUAUUUUCUCUUGGAUUUGUUGUGACUACUUUAGUAACUAUGUUUAAGGACACCAUCCCCUUUUGAUGCAAUCACAUACAUGUUGACAAUAAUUUGCAAUAUUAAACAAUUCUUGCCCAAAAGUUUUUACAGUGUUGUUAGAACCAGCUGGUGAGCAUUUGGAAUAUAACUUUGAGAUGCCCUUUUGAUAUUUUGAACUGUAUUGUGGAAACAUUUAGAAAUAAAAUUCAAUAACCU
Dreissena polymorpha is the source of this 6481-nucleotide messenger RNA. RefSeq names its product transcription factor Dp-1-like. Bases 185 to 1678 code for a protein of 497 amino acids. The record is from RefSeq and is a predicted model, not a curated record. NCBI's taxonomy places the organism in Eukaryota, Metazoa, Mollusca, Bivalvia, Myida, Dreissenidae. Gene Ontology annotation, cellular component: nucleus; transcription regulator complex. Gene Ontology annotation, biological process: regulation of cell cycle; regulation of transcription by RNA polymerase II. The transcript has 12 exons. Gene Ontology annotation, molecular function: DNA-binding transcription factor activity, RNA polymerase II-specific; RNA polymerase II transcription regulatory region sequence-specific DNA binding.